AUGCAGUUCAUGAAUAGUAGCUUGGCCAGUCUUACAAAAAAUUUGGGUGAUAACCACCCAAUAACAAGAGAAUAUUUCAAAAAUUUAAGUUAUACAGAAGAGUUUCAGGAGACAGAACUUCCUCCCAUUCAUGAAUUUUAUAGUACUCUUAAAGGUAAAAUCUCACAAGAUGAUUACAAACAUGCUCAGAAAGUAUGGAAGGAAUUCAGAUGUAAAAAUCUAGGUAAAUAUCAUAAUCUCUAUCUUAAAACUGAUGUACUUAGUCUAAUAGAUGUCUGGACAGAGUUUCAAAAAAUGUCUAUAGAAUAUUAUGAACUUAAUUCCAGUCACUAUGUUUCUGCCCUAUCACUAUCCUGA
Molecule: messenger RNA, 357 nt
Organism: Funneliformis geosporum
Lineage: Eukaryota; Fungi; Glomeromycota; Glomeromycetes; Glomerales; Glomeraceae
Source: the annotation of a GenBank genome assembly